This is a messenger RNA of Anopheles gambiae (African malaria mosquito), 1272 nucleotides long. Its product is annotated as replication factor C subunit 4. The record is from RefSeq and is a predicted model, not a curated record. The transcript is spliced from 3 exons. Bases 143 to 1228 code for a protein of 361 amino acids. Lineage: Eukaryota; Metazoa; Arthropoda; Insecta; Diptera; Culicidae. Gene Ontology annotation, cellular component: nucleus; DNA replication factor C complex. Gene Ontology annotation, biological process: DNA repair; DNA-templated DNA replication. Gene Ontology annotation, molecular function: DNA binding; DNA clamp loader activity; ATP binding.
CAAACGUCAACAAAUGUGCCGCGCAAAUUCCGUUCCAGAUCGCGCUGUUGCAAACAAACUCAAGUCGUGUGUACAUUAUUCUCAUUUUUUGUCUUAAUUUUGUUAAACCUCGUGUUUCCUGGUUCAUUCUUACAACACAAAGAUGCAAGCAUUCCUGAAAACUGGUCGCACAACGGGCGAGAGCUCGGCAGCCGGCCCCGGCGGCGAUAGCGGCACAACAACAGCAACCAAGCGACCAAAGCACAGCGUACCAUGGGUUGAAAAAUACCGGCCGAAAAGCGUCGACGAUGUGGUGGAACAAGCGGAAGUGGUUGCCGUGUUACGCGAAAGCCUUUCCACCACCGAUCUGCCGAAUCUGCUGCUGUACGGACCACCCGGCACCGGUAAAACCAGCACAAUCCUGGCGGCGGCGAGACAGCUGUUCGGCGACAUGUUUAAGGAGCGCAUUCUCGAGCUGAAUGCGUCAGACGACCGUGGCAUUGCGGUCAUUCGCAACAAGGUGAAAACGUUCGCCCAGCUGACGGCGAGCGGUACGCGGACGGACGGUAAGCCCUGUCCACCGUUCAAAAUCGUCAUCCUGGAUGAGGCCGACGCGAUGACGCACGCAGCGCAGGCCGCCCUGCGCCGCACGAUGGAGAAGGAAACGAAAACGACACGGUUCUGUCUGGUGUGCAACUACGUGUCGCGCAUUAUCGAACCGAUCACAUCGCGCUGUACCAAGUUUCGCUUCAAACCGCUGGGGGAGGAGAAGAUCAUCGAGCGGCUGCGUUACAUCUGCGACCAGGAGGGCGUUACUGUGGACGAUGGCGUUUACAAGGACAUUGUGGACAUUUCCGGUGGCGAUUUGCGGCGAGCGAUUACCACGCUGCAAUCUUGCCACCGGCUGAAAGGUGCCCAGGCGCGCAUCGAAAGGCAGGACAUACUGGAGAUGUCCGGCGUGGUGCCGGAACGCUAUCUGGAGGAAUUUAUCUCGGUGUGCAAAAGCUCCAACUACAGCAAGCUGGAGGAGUACGUCCAAAACCUUUCGUAUGAUGCGUACAGCGUGGGCCAGCUAUUUGAACAGCUAACGGAGUACAUCGUGUACAAUGACGGUCUUACGGAAAAGCAAAAGGCAGUGAUCUGUGACAAGCUUGGUGAAUGUUGCUUCCGAUUACAUGGCGGAGGGUCGGAAUAUAUUCAAAUCAUGGAUUUAGGGUGCGUUACCAUUCAGGCCCUCAAAGAUCAGUGAACCACGGCCGCGUCAAUAAACAAUCAAUGCUCUUUUGUACCUCA